This is a messenger RNA of Mus musculus (house mouse), 1085 nucleotides long. RefSeq names its product SFT2 domain containing 1 (gene Sft2d1). The transcript has 9 exons. Gene Ontology annotation, biological process: vesicle-mediated transport. Gene Ontology annotation, cellular component: endomembrane system; cytoplasm; membrane. Lineage: Eukaryota; Metazoa; Chordata; Mammalia; Rodentia; Muridae. The coding region runs from base 338 to 637 and encodes 99 amino acids. The record is from RefSeq and is marked validated.
AAGGAGGUGCGCAUGCUUGAAGGAAGCGGAAGUCCGGAUUUCCGGCCGGCGCUUGAAGGUGCGGAUUCCGGGCUUCCGGGUGGGCGUGGGGGCCGGACGAGCUAGGGGUCGGCGGCGUGGCAAGAGGACAGGGCUAUGGAGAAGCUGCGGCGCGUCUUGAGCGGCCAGGACGACGAGGAGCAAGGCCUGACGGCGCAGGAUUCCCAGAUGAUCUGCUGAGGUCCUGGAUGCCUCAUCCCUGAGUUUCAACACCAGGUUGAAGUGGUUUGUCAUAUGCUUUGUUGCUGGCAUUUUCUUUUCAUUCCUUGGAACGGGGUUGCUAUGGCUUCCCAAUGGCAUGAAACUCUUUGCAGUAUUUUACACCCUUGGAAACCUUGCUGCAUUGGCCAGUACAUGCUUUUUAAUGGGACCUGUGAAGCAACUGAAGAAAAUGUUUGAAACAACAAGAUUGCUUGCAACAAUUAUUAUGCUUUUGUGCCUGGUAUUUACCCUGUGUGCUGCUCUGUGGUGGCGGAAGAAGGGGCUGGCCUUACUCUUCUGCAUAUUGCAGUUCUUGUCGAUGACCUGGUACAGUCUGUCCUACAUCCCGUAUGCAAGGGACGCGGUGCUCAAGUGCUGCUCCUCACUCUUGGGUUGAAAGUCGCAGGAGCCCAGGAGGAGUGCUUGGGAACAGUGCUGAUGCGGUGCCUGCUCCAGUGAUCGCCUCAGAAGCAGCAGCAGCAGCAGCCUCAGCCCAUGCCAUGGACCGCUGCACCUCACUGCACGGCCCUCCAUUCCCUGCCCGCUAACCUCUGCUUCCAAAGACAGGAGGGCGUAAUCAUUGCCACUUGUAAAUAAGUUUUACUCAGUUUUUAGUCUUUACAAACAGCUUUUGAAAUGUGAAUAUUUAAGGUAUAAACCUGUGUUGUAAGAUAUAUCCAGCUUAUUUGGCUUUUUAAAUGCUCUACAACUUUAAAAGAAUUUUUUUUUAACUUUAAAAAUGUGAAACUUUAUAUACUUCAAGCUUAAAAUUACUUAUUAAGUGUAAUAAAAAAGUAAUAUAUGUAUCUUUACAGUUUUGAAAUAAACUACUCUUGGAAAUGUAA